UGCCCGACGGGUUUCCUUUCCUCCUGCGUUUGCUGAAAUCCUCUCCUUCGUCGCCAUUGAAGGGUCCGUCCGGAGCUCGGAAGAUGGAUUCUCUGCAGUCUCACAGGGCGGAGAUGAUCAGCAUCGCCGUGGCUCUCGUCGCUAUUGGAGCUGGCACCGCCUACUACUUCUACAUCCACAAGAAACCUAAAGGUUGCUUGGAUCCUGAAAAAUUCAAGGAAUUCAAACUCGUUAAGCGCACGGAGCUCAGCCAUAACGUGGCUAAAUUUACAUUUGCUCUUCCAACUCCAGAUUCGGUACUAGGGCUACCUAUCGGCCAACAUAUGAGUUGCAGAGGAAAGGAUAGUCAAGGUGAAGACGUUAUCAAGCCUUACACUCCGACAACAUUGGAUUCUGACGUUGGAUACUUUGACUUAGUUAUUAAGAUGUAUCCACAAGGAAGGAUGUCUCACCAUUUCCGCACGAUGCAAGUAGGCGAUUACUUGGCUGUGAAAGGACCCAAAGGCCGCUUCAAGUACCAGCCUGGCCAAGCUAGGGCCUAUGGAAUGAUUGCUGGAGGUACAGGCAUUACUCCAAUGUUCCAGGUUGCCAGAGCCAUAUUGGAAAACCCAAUUGACAAGACCAACACAUGUCUGAUAUAUGCUAAUGUUACUUAUGAGGACAUUCUUUUGAAGGAGGAGCUUGAUGAUAUGGCAAGAAGGUUUCCAGGUCGCUUCAGUAUCUAUUAUGUUCUGAAUCAGCCACCAGAAGGAUGGAAUGGUGGAGUUGGUUACGUGUCUAAGGAGAUGAUUCAAGCUCACUGCCCUGCACCGGCCUCUGACAUCCAGAUUUUAAGGUGUGGACCACCACCCAUGAACAAGGCAAUGGCAGUUCACCUCAAUGAACUUGGGUACACUUCCCAGAUGCAGUUUCAGUUUUAACUAGUCGCUGAUCCUACAUUUUUCUCAAUCAUUGUCCGCCUCACUUAUGAAGUUGAGAUUGUAUUCUUGGCCUAAAUGCCAAUUACGGGAGUGACCGGAGAUUCUUUCCUCACAGUAGUUUCUACACUUGAUUCUCAUAUCGCUGAGCUAUUUUCAUUUUCUUGAUACCUUGGAAGGGGUACUUGCCUUAAUCCCGCCGACGUAGGACCGAGUAAUUUGAGUUGUAUUGGUAUGUUGUUUUAUUAGCAAAUGAUUGUAAUUUGAAUUGAUUAACAGAAUAUUACAGCAAUGGAGACAGAUUCUCCGAGAAAAGCA
Messenger RNA from Punica granatum (pomegranate), 1235 nucleotides. Lineage: Eukaryota; Viridiplantae; Streptophyta; Magnoliopsida; Myrtales; Lythraceae. The record is from RefSeq and is a predicted model, not a curated record.